Messenger RNA from Ananas comosus (pineapple), 3038 nucleotides. RefSeq names its product TBC1 domain family member 8B-like. The record is from RefSeq and is a predicted model, not a curated record. The transcript has 18 exons. NCBI's taxonomy places the organism in Eukaryota, Viridiplantae, Streptophyta, Magnoliopsida, Poales, Bromeliaceae. The coding region runs from base 288 to 2714 and encodes 808 amino acids.
ACACUAAACGCGGCCCCUAUCUCGGAAUAAGUAGCGGGAUAACUAUUCCCUAUUCCGCAUUUCCCCCUCGCUUCGAUCGGAAUAACUAUUCCCCCUCCCAAAUCUCCGAUUCUCCUCUCUCUCUCCGCCCCCAACCCCAAAACCCUAGCCGCCGCUUCUCUAGGGAGACGCGCAAUCCGAAGACCACCGAGUCCAAAUCGAAGAAUCGGGGCGGAAUAGCGGGAGAAUAGCGAGGAAUAGCCCCCGCGGAGGCUGAAUUAGGGGCGGGGGUGGGGGAGGGGGAGGAUAUGAAGGGGAAAAGCUUGCCCCUUAUCACCUUCGAGCAUAAGAGGGAUGCUUACGGGUUUGCGGUGCGGCCUCAACACUUGCAGAGGUACCGAGAGUAUGCCAACAUCUACAAGGAGGAAGAAGAGGAGAGAUCAGAUAGAUGGAAGGACUUUCUAGAACGCCAGGCUGAAGCUUCUAGAAUACCUUCGGAAGAUUCUUCUGGAGAGGACAUCAAAAUCACGCCUUCGCAUGAAGAAGAAGGAAUCCCAGUAGAAAACACUGAUGAAAUCGAGAAUGGACCAGAGAAGGAGAAUGUGGAAAAGGAGGAAAAGGAACACAAGCUUCAAAUUUGGGCUCAAAUUAGGCCUUCCCUCAGCUCCAUUGAUCAGAUGAUGAGCCUUAGGAUAAAGAAGAGGAAGAAAUCCUCUGGUGGUGGGUCCCAUCUUGCUCCCAUAGAGGAGGCAAAGCAAUCAGAGGAUUCCGACGAUGAGUUCUAUGACGCGGAGAAGAUCGACCCAAACCAAGAAGUGCUUUCGGGGGGCGAGGGUGGCAAUUCUGAUUCAAAUUUGAAUUCGAAUGGAGAAAGCCAAGAGGCCCUCCACCCGUGGAAGGAAGAGUUAGAAUGCUUAGUCCGUGGGGGUCUACCAAUGGCCCUUAGAGGAGAGUUAUGGCAAGCAUUUGUGAGUGUCGGAACUCGCAGGGUGGAGGGGUAUUACAACAGUCUGCUCGCUCGAGAAGUUAAUACUAAAGGAAAUAAUGUUCAUGUCCCUGUGCCUUUGAAUGAUGCUAAUAGCCAACCAAAAGUACCAAAUGGAGUUGGAUCAGAAAAAUGGAAAGGGCAGAUAGAAAAGGAUUUGCCAAGAACAUUUCCAGGUCAUCCAGCUCUAGAUGAAGAUGGGAGGAAUGCUUUGAGACGGUUACUGACGGCAUAUGCUAGGCAUAACCCGUCUGUUGGGUAUUGCCAGGCUAUGAACUUUUUUGCCGGUUUACUACUAUUACUGAUGCCUGAGGAAAAUGCAUUUUGGACUUUAACAGGCAUCAUUGAUGACUACUUUGAUGGUUAUUACUCAGAGGAGAUGAUUGAAUCUCAGGUUGAUCAGCUUGUUUUAGAGGAAUUAGUCCGUGAGAGAUUUCCAAAACUAGUAAACCAUCUUGAUUAUCUUGGAGUUCAGGUUGCAUGGGUUACGGGGCCAUGGUUCCUUUCCAUCUACAUGAAUAUGCUUCCUUGGGAAAGUGUGCUUCGUGUGUGGGAUGUGCUUUUAUUCGAUGGGAAUCGCGUAAUGCUCUUCAGAACAGCACUUGCUCUUAUGGAGUUAUAUGGCCCGGCACUUGUCACUACAAAAGAUGCUGGAGAUGCAGUUACCCUGUUGCAAUCUCUGGCUGGUUCUACUUUUGACAGUAGCCAGCUUGUACUCACUGCUUGCAUGGGAUAUCAAACGGUUAAUGAACUAAAACUUCAAGAAUUAAGAAAUAAGCAUCGGCCCUCUGUUUUAGCUGCAAUGGAGGAAAGGUCGAGAGGGCUUCGAGUUUUUAAGGAUUCAAAAGGCCUCGCAACUAAGUUAUAUAGUUUCAAAAGAAACCCUGAGCCACUUGUUUCAGAAGCAAAUUCGAAAGAAGGAUUGAAUGACAUUAAUGGAAACAGGGAUGCAUUGGAAUCUGAUUCACCCACUAUAGAUUGUAUAGUUAGUGGUUUGGAAGUUGAUUCUGAAGUGGACUCUUUGCCUGAUCUCCAAGAACAGGUGACGUGGUUGAAGGUUGAGUUGUGCAGAUUGCUGGAGGAGAAAAGGUCAGCAGUGCUCGGAGCUGAGGAGUUAGAGACAGCAUUAAUGGAGAUGGUCAAACAGGAUAACAGACGUCAGCUGAGUGCAAAGGUUGAACAAUUAGAGCAAGAGGUAUCUGAGCUGCGCCAGGCACUAUCCGACAAGCAAGAGCAAGAACGUGCCAUGCUUCAAGUCUUGAUGCGGGUCGAACAAGAGCAGAAAGUGACAGAGGAUGCUCGCAUAUAUGCUGAACAAGAUGCUGCUGCUCAACGAUACGCUACUCAUGUUCUCCAGGAGAAGUACGAAGAGACGAUGGCUUUACUCGCACAAAUGGAGAACAGGGCUGUGAUGGCAGAAACCAUGUUGGAGGCUACACUGCAGUAUCAGUCUAGCCAACUCAAAGCAGCACAACCUUCGAGUCCUUCACCAAGAACUCCGACCCAGGAUCUUUCUCCUGCGCAAAUGACCCAAGACUCAUCUCUAGCUAUUCCUCCCCGAAGAAUAAGUUUGCUUUCGAGACCAUUUGGACUUGGGUGGCGCGAUAAGAACAAGGGCAAACCAAGUAACUCGGAGGAGCCUGCUGAACAAAAGAACACUAGCGAUGGGGAACAGAGCGUCCAAACGCCCGAGAAAGUAAUGAAUGGACACCAAGAAGCAGAAAAAGUUGAACUUACCGAUGGAAAGUGAGAAGCACAUAAAUCUUAUGCCUCUACUCAUAUUUAUUUCAGAGGGCGUGCACAAAUUGUAAAAAUGGAUCAAAGUGUAGCGGCUCGCACCUUAGCUUGUACUAAGAGAGAGAGAGAGAGAGAGAGAGAGUGAGAGUAAUGCUUUUAUAGGUUCCUCUAAUAUUGUUGUUGUAAUUUGUGGACACAAGCAGAAGCUAAAUUAUUACUUAUUUAGUUUAUUAUCGUUAAUAAAUAUUUUUAAGUUAUGAAGAGAGAGGUAAGAUACAUUGUAGUAAUGCCACAGCUAAAUCAUUAAUUGAUUGCGUUAUUCUUUGCUCUGAAGGAA